AUGACAUUGAGUUUAACUAAAGUCAAAGACGUUUACUUUAACCAGUUGUUUCUGAAAAAGAUUCAGACUUUGUCGAAUAUCCGCGAACAAAAUGAUUCUCUGGCACUGCUGUUGCAACAGCAAUACCAACAGAAGAGACCGAGGGUGUUGCUCUUGGAUAAUUACACUGCCGCGAUUGUUUCAGUUUGCUACACUCAAACACAGUUGUUGUCGAAUGAUAUAAUACUCAUUGAAGUCAUUGAGAACCAAAAUGAGCUUCGUUCAAUGAAACACUUGGACUGCACGGUAUACAUCAAGCCGUGUCGUGAAUCAUUACAAUUAUUGUGUAAAGAGCUAAGUGCUCCACACUACCAGAGAUAUAACAUAUUUUUCAACAAUACAGUGAGUAAGAUCCAGAUUGAGCAAUUGGCAGAGGCAGACGAGUAUGAGUCUGUUGAGAGUGUGAUUGAGUUGUUUCAAGAUUAUAUGAUACUCAAUGACUCCUUUUUCUCCAUUAAAGCCGAACAGAAACUGGUCAACCCUGUACAACUAGAAGCAGAGAGCAUAGCAAGUUUGUUAUUAGCACUCAAAAAAACCCCGAUAAUAAAGUAUGAGUCGAACUCGAUGGAAUUGAAGCGCCUUGGCUCGGAAUUACUAUACAAUAUAAACUCCAACUCAAACAAUAACUUAUUCGACGAUUUGAACCGGAAUGCCGAUGCCCCACCUUUGCUUUUACUCUUUGACCGCAAAAAUGACCCCAUAACACCCUUGAUAACACCGUGGACGUAUCAAUCAAUGAUUCAUGAGUUUUUGAAGAUUGAAAAAAAUGUGGUGAGUUUGCCCGAGAAACAAGUGAUUAUCACUGAAGAUGACCAAUUCUAUAAAGAUUCAAUGUAUCUAAACUAUGGUGACUUAAACGACAAGUUUAAGAACUAUGUCGACAAGUACAAAUCAGAAACAAAACAAUCGUCGAUUGAAAACCUAAAGACGCAGAGUUUAUCUGAGUUGAAAAAAGUAUUGACGCAAUUUCCAGAGCUCAAAAAGUUCUCUCUCAACAUAUUGACUCAUUUGAAUUUGAUUGGAGAGUUGGAUGAACAUAUCAAGAGACAACUGCUUUGGGAGGUAGGAGAGCUUGAGCAAACAAUUGUAUGUGGAUUGGACCUGCAACAAAAUGUCAAACAGAGAUUGUUGGAAAUAUUAGAAGGCAAAUCUACCACGACUGAGAAUAAACUUAAAUUGGUUUUGCUUUACAUCUACAAAUUUCAUAAUCCGACAGAUUUGUCCUUACUCAUCAGCAAGCUCCAAGAUGCAAAUUUAACUUCGCCUUUACCAACCCAAAGCCAAAUUGAGCUUGUACGAAAAUUUACAACCACAUUCAGCACAGAUACGAAUGGCGAAACCAACAACCACCAGCAACUGCAACAGCAAGGCUUAGCCAAUUUAUUUGGAAAUAAAAAAGUACAAUUUGAAAAUCUAUUCAAUAGGAAUACUAGUUCGCAGAACGAUAAUAUCUACUUGCAGUACACACCUAGACUACAUGAUAUCUUGUCAGCGGUAAUUGGUAACGACCAUUCGGAACGUCACAAAAUUUUAUCCACAUUAAUCCCUGACAAAGUGAAGCAGCAAUACGGUGGUGGUGUAGGACCAGGACCAGGAUCAGGAGCAGGAGGAGCCCCGAAUUCCCUUCCUCGUGACAUCAUUGUAUAUUUCAAGGGUGGCGUAACAUACGAAGAAGCGCGUUUGGUCCAUGAGCUCAGUGCAAGCAACAAAAGACUUAGCAUAAUUAUAGGCGGUGACCAAGUACUCAAUAGCUCGCAGUGGUUGGAUAAGAUGUGUAGUAUGGUAUCACGCGAAAAUGCACAGACAGAUUUAAAUGACGAAACAGAGUCUCAUGUACAAAAUCGAAGCGAACUACUUCGCGAUAUUUUAUAG
This is a messenger RNA of Lodderomyces elongisporus, 1911 nucleotides long. RefSeq lists its product as uncharacterized. Lineage: Eukaryota; Fungi; Ascomycota; Pichiomycetes; Serinales; Debaryomycetaceae. Bases 1 to 1911 code for a protein of 636 amino acids. The record is from RefSeq and is a predicted model, not a curated record. Gene Ontology annotation, biological process: intracellular protein transport; vesicle-mediated transport. Gene Ontology annotation, cellular component: Golgi membrane. The transcript has a single exon.